Molecule: messenger RNA, 6442 nt
Organism: Platichthys flesus (European flounder)
Lineage: Eukaryota; Metazoa; Chordata; Actinopteri; Pleuronectiformes; Pleuronectidae
Gene: arhgap32a
Product: Rho GTPase activating protein 32a
Exons: 22
Coding region: 305-5380 (1691 amino acids)
Biological process (GO): small GTPase-mediated signal transduction
Cellular component (GO): nucleoplasm; fibrillar center; cell cortex
Molecular function (GO): GTPase activator activity; phosphatidylinositol binding; protein binding
Source: RefSeq, a predicted model, not a curated record
AGAGCGAGGGAGGGAGAGAGAGAGAAAGAGGGAGGUGGUGAGUCGGUUUCUGUUCUCCCACGCUUCCUCAACCAUGUCUCAGCCGGGUCCAGUUUUCAUGGUGAAGACCUCCGCGGAUCAGCUGUAGCCUGACUGCGUGUAUGUGUCCGUGGGUGUGUGGGGGUGGGUGCGUGUGUCCAGUCCAGAGAUUGUGCGAUGCUGACAGCAUGUUCCCUGAUCGAGGAGCUGAGCGCUGAGCAGCAUAGAGGAGGCACAGUGGAGCUACGUGCGCGGUUACAGCGGGCUGUUGCAGCAGGGCGGCAUCAUGGAGGCUGGAUGUGUGGUUGCCGCGGUGAUUGAGGAUGCUGCUUCAGGACCCCGGGGAGAACCAGGAAGUGGUGACGUCCUUGAGGGAGAUGUGCAACCAUCAGCUGACGUAGACAACGACGACGCCUUACCUCAACCCAGCAACAACAAUCCUCCAGAGAAGAAACAGCCACAGGAGACAUCCACUGCCAUGGUGGGGAGCGAUGAUAUCGCGGAGCCUCCAGCCGAGCCGCUCCUGCGCUCCUGCGUCAGCACGGCCAGCAUGAAGGUCAAGAACAUGAAGAAGCUGACGUUCCCCAAAGGUCACUUCCCCAGGUUGGAGGAGUGCGCCCAUUUCCACUAUGAGACUGUUGACUUUGGCAACGUUCAGUUGGCCUUCGCCGAGGGGCCGAGUGAAGGACCAAAGGCUGGUCCGGACUCCAAUGAGCUGGUCUUACUGGUCCAGAUCACCUGCCAGGGUAAAAACUGGCUGGUGAAGAGAUCCUACGAAGAUUUCCGGGUGCUGGACAAACACUUACAUCUGUGUAUCUAUGACCGUCGCUACUCCCACCUCACCGAGCUGCCACGAUACGACUCGUUAAAGGACUCUGUGGAGUCAGUGACAGAUAUGUUGGCCACCUACCUGUCCCGCUUCUCCGCCAUCGCCGACAACAAGAUCAACUGUGGUCCGGUGUUGACAUGGAUGGAGAUCGACAACAAGGGAAACCAUCUGCUGGUGACUGAAGAGGCCUCCAUCAAUGUCCCCGCCAUCGCCGCCGCCCACGUCACCAAACGCUACGCGGCCCAGGCCAGCGACGAGUUGACCUUCGAGGUCGGGGACAUCGUGUCGGUGAUAGACAUGCCUCCUAAAGAAGACACGGGCUGGUGGAGGGGGAAACACGGCUUUCAGGUCGGCUUCUUCCCCUGCGACUGUGUCGAGCUGAUAAAUGACAAGAUGCCCCCCAGUGUUCAAAGCUCUGUGCCGAAGCCAGUGUGUAAGAAGCACGGCAAGCUGGUGACGUUCCUGAGGUCUUUCAUGAAGUCCCGGCCGCCGCCACAGAAGCUGCGGCAGCGUGGGAUCCUCAGGGAGCGCGUGUUCGGCUGUGACUUGGGGGAACAUCUCCACAACUCAGGACAUGAGGUUCCACAGGUCGUUAAGUGCUGUGCUGACUUCAUAGAGAAAAAUGGAGUCGUGGACGGAAUCUACAGAUUAUCUGGAAUCUCCUCCAACAUCCAGAAACUGAGGCACGAGUUUGACUCUGAACAGAUCCCAGACCUGAGCAGAGAGGUCUUCAGACAGGACAUCCACUCCGUGGGCUCCCUCUGCAAACUGUACUUCAGGGAGCUGCCCAACCCGCUGCUCACCUACCAGCUCUACGAGAGAUUCUCAGAGGCCGUGUCUGCAGCCACGGACGAGGAGAGGCUGGUCAAAAUCCACAAUGUCAUCCAGCAGCUGCCUCCUCCACAUUACAGGACUCUGGAGUUCCUCAUGAGACAUCUGUCGCGCCUGGCCACCUUCAGCCCCAUCACUAGCAUGCACACUAAGAACCUGGCUAUCGUCUGGGCACCUAACCUCCUCAGGUCCAAACAGAUCGAGUCGGCCUGUUUCAGUGGCACGGCGGCGUUCAUGGAGGUGCGUAUCCAGUCGGUGGUGGUGGAGUUCAUCCUCAACAACACGGAGGCGCUCUUCAGCCAGAAACUCAACGCCAUCAUAAGGGAAAGCACUGGUAACAACACCAUGUCCAGACCGAAGUCCCUGCUGGUCUGCUCCCCGUCCACAAAGCUGCUCUCUCUGGAGGAGGCCCAGGCUCGUACUCAGGCACAGCUGGGUUCCCCGGCCACCACCCCCUCCCUCAGCCACAGCGACUACAUCGAGGUCGGGGAGGGACCCGGAGCUCUGAUGGGCAAGUUCCACACGGUCAUCGAGCUCCCGAUGGAGAGCAGCAGGCGACCUCCUCCUGCGAAGGCCAAGAAGUCUCCUGUGGGGAACUGGCUCUCCUUUUUCCACCUGGGCAAGUCCCAUUCUUUGUCUAAACGUAAACUGAAGCGACACCCCAGCGAGCCUAAUGAGAUAAAGAGCAUUGCACUGCCAGGCGGACGAGGGGAUGGCGGCACUUUACGUUCAACCAAGAGUGAAGAAUCACUCACCUCUUUGCACAAUGUGGAAGGGGAACCUCCAAGUUACCGUCCCCUCAGACCUCGUUCGACCAGCGAGGCCCUCUCUGCCCUCGGUAACGAUGACCUACGGCGUCCUAGAAGUAAAGACGAGAACAAAACCCACCCUCUCAAUGAGAGUCAUCAUGGUGCUGAUCGUGGCUACACCGCCGCGUCCCUUUCACCUCCACCCCAGGAGGACGAGCUCGACCUCUCUCCGCCGGAUGCCGGCAUCUAUACUCUGGACUUUGACCCCAUGUCUUUCCAGUGCAGUCAGCUUGCAGCGACCCCUGGACUGCAGCGCAACAGGGACGGAAACAAACAGAGGAAGAGCGCAGGUUGCUCCAGUGAAUCUGAGCCAAUCUCUUCUCCCAACAACUACAUCAGCUGCUCUCAGUCACCGGAUAUUAGCCCGGUUCUCGGUAAAGGUGGGAAGAAUGUUUCCUCCAAGCCGCUGUCUCCUAAACUCAGGAAGAAGUCAUUUAAGACACUGGCAGACGUUCGGACCGCAGCCACCUCCCUGCCACCCCUCCCCUCCUCUUCUCCCCCAGUGCUGAGACGUGGCGCUCCUUCGGCAGACGGAAAGCAGCCGAGAGUCUCCUACCCUCACUGCAGCCCGCUCAGCACGGCGAGCCAGGCAUCGGCCCUGACCGACCUCAGCCAAUCUGCACAGAACCUGCCAGAUCCAGGAACAGAUAGACUUAUGAGUUCAGUGUCUGUUCUCCCUCCUCACCCUCCCUCGACGAGUGCUGCCCGCAAGUUGGCCCUGGCUCUGGCCGAAUCUGCCCAGAAGGCGAGCAGUGUCUCCCAAAGACGAAACAACUUCCCAUCGUACCCGCUCCAGAGACAUGAAGCCUGCCACGCCCAGGACAGACCGCCCCGGCCCUCCGUUCUCGAUCUCAACAUGUACCCUGACGAGUACUGCGGCCCUCGUGUCUCCUCUUCGGUUUCCCACUGGCAGUCAUCGGUGCACGGCCCAGUGGAGACCCGCUUCUGCCCUCACCCUGUCCAUUUCCCAGCCGCACACCUUCGCUCGGGGGGGCCUUCACAGGUCACUGACGCACAGGAAAGCGGCUGCAAUUUCACACCUAAUGUGAGCCCGCUCGGGUCAGGCAGUCUGGAGGAAGGCAGUGCAGAGAGGAGGGACCGGAGGGAGGAGAAGCAGCUUCGAGAUAUCAGACAAGCAGAGCCCACCUAUCAGAGCGUUGGUGUUUCAACACCCACUCAACCUGUCUGCUCAGCUCAGAGCCCAACAACUUCUCCCGUGUACGUGAACACAGACUCUACCAACGUCUUUAAUUUCCGUGCUGUUCUGGCCGAGACGUCCAUGCCUGCCUCCAUCGAGCAGGUCUUUCCCCGGCCGGUGCAACCCUCCUCAACUCACAGCUACAGCCCAGACGAGGACAGACCACUGGGUAUUGUUGAUGAUGUCUACAGUAAUCAUCCUCACCAUCAUCAUCAUCCUCAUUGGCCAGUACAAGCAGGACAAAUGCCCGCACCUCACUGCCCUCGGCUCAACGCCCUGCCACGUCACCUAUCAGGACCUAAAAGCCUGUACAGGCAAUCCUCUGAAAGCCGCUACAGCACUUUAGGUCUGAGGCAACCUUUGUCCCCUCAGUACAGACGUUACCGCAGAGAAGAGCACCUUACUGGUGGCUGCCACAGGCAACCGGACCAAUGGCAGAGGCCAGAUGAUAGUGUAUUUGGGCAUCCGGCCAUCCGGAGGGCUCGUUCCUUCCAUGCCCCACAGAUUAGUCACUAUGAGCUGGCAGGGACUGAGGUCCUGCCGCCGGACACCUUGUUUUACGUCGAGCAGAAGACGAGCCAAGAAGCGCCCUAUCAGAGGCUGAUCCAGACCGGCAUCCACCCUCUUCGGCUGCAGUUCGACAACACAAGAGCUGAACCCCGCUACUCCGCCUUCUCCGAUAUGAACCAAAUAGAUAGUUCCCACUAUUAUGUAGAGCCCUACCGGCAAAGCAGUGCACGACACAAUCAUUCUUAUAUCAAGCGUAACGGCAGAGAAGGCGCACCAUCAGAUUACUACAACUACUCUCCGCAACAUAUCCCCCCCGUGAACAGGGAGCUCUACAUAGAGAGCAGGGACACGGUUGUUUACGAGACGAGAGACGCAGACGCUUUUGAGAGAGUCGUAUAUCAGCCGGUCCGGAGUCAAUCCAAACGUAAGAACACGUCUCCAGCCGUUUCUCCAUAUGAGAGUCCCGUCUCACCGACAGACAUGAUAAACAGAGACAUAAUGCACACGAGGAGUAAGUCCGACCCUGGAAACGCCUGCCUCCUCUCCGCCGACAGGACAGAACAUGAUGCUACAUCUCCGACAUCCAUGAGGUCUCGGCACGCGGGCCCCGACGCCACUAGCCAGCCGUGCGGCCAGCAGUCAGCUGCAGAGGUGGGUCCAUCAAGGCGAACCCAGCAUCAGGCACCGCUUCGUAAAAUCCCCUCACUCCCAGAACGAGACGGUCCUCACCUCAAGAACACGGAGCACAUGGACAGAAGCCACUCACGAGGUCCUGACCAGGGUCAACCGAUGAUGACCCACGCUGCCAACAAAUACCCUGGGGUUGUGAAGCCCAGCAUCCUCAGGAGACCCGGGCGGUCACAGAGCACCCGAGAAAAUCGCCACUACUAUCACCACCACGCCAAAUCCCCUCUGGAUGCCGAACAUCCGGGAUCCCUAUCGACUCAGCUCAACAGAAGGACUCAGAGCACUAAAGUCAGGCCAACACAAUACGACCACAUGAAGGAGUAUUACGCAGCUCCCAGGCCUAAACCCACAAGAUCUGGUAAAGCCAUGGCUGGAUAUUUGCCCGGCCAGGGCUGCUUGUCCCCCCGCGGGCACAGACUGCUGUCCAAGGCUCUGGGUCAAGAGGGCUUUUGUCAGGCUGCACUGAGAUCAGAGGCCGGGGUCUACGAGGGAUUCUGACCACUGGUUUACAUCGGAAUCUCCAUCAAUUCGGGGCCAAAGGAGAACCGCACUUUAAACCUCUGCCAGACCAACAGACUGUUGCAUUGAAAGUGUGUUUGUUUGAACCUCCAGGAAGCUGCUAAAGGAAGUGUGCAGUGAGGCUGCUGCUGCUGCUGCUGGGGUUCCGCAGUGUCGCCAUCAUUGGUUGUUUCAUUUAUUGCAAGCAGCUCUUGCAGACUUAAAAGGGAACAAAUUAAUCGUACGCAGAUUUUUGUCUUAUAUUUAGAGAUUUUUGAAAAAUAACAGUAAGAGAGGGCAUGCUCAAGAAAAUUAUGGCUUAUAUAUAUUUUAUUUAACGUCUAAAUAACAAGCUGAAGUAACAGGUUUUAUUGAUAUGAUUUUAAAGUGCGUAUAGGAAUGUGUAUAAAGCAACAUUCAUUUUAAAUGUAUUAUAUUUGUAUAAAAUAACACACAGCUAACACGUGGCCAAUGUACUGUACAUUUUGUUUUCUAUUCUAGUCUGCUCAGACGUCAACAAGCACUUUGGAGGAUAACUGUGUAUGAAACACGCUGUCUUAACGUGGUGUACAUGAAGCCUCUCCAUAUACAGUCUAUUUUUGUUCUGUAAGAAAUGGCUUGCUCUGAAUAAUCUGUGAAUUAGCACUUUUUGGGGUGGGGGGGUGGGUAAUGGAUGAUAACCUCAUGGUUUCUAACUUUUCACAUAUUUCUUUCACAACAUUGUGUGAUGCGAUCGCAGCAUCACAAUGCGAGUGCUAUGAUUUCCUUGUCAAAGCUAUCGUGGCAGAAUCCGCUCAACAUAAUUCCAAUUGCGCUCAUUCGGUUCGGUGAAAAAGUGUAUUUUGUAUGCCAACGUGGUUUUUGUCACAAAAAAAAUAUCUUUCCCCUUUUCAGGGGAACUUUUAACAACGUGGUGUUUUACAUGAACUUUGAUGUUGUUUUAUCCAUUAAAGUUGCUAUUUCAAACCCAAACAUGUAGAAGAGGAUAUUCUGUUAAGAUAUGUUACAAAUGCGUUAUUUUAGUGAGAGUCUUAAAAGGAAAUAAAGAUAUAUUGACAGUGA